Lachnellula hyalina is the source of this 585-nucleotide messenger RNA. RefSeq names its product Oligoribonuclease, mitochondrial (gene REX2). Bases 1 to 585 code for a protein of 194 amino acids. Gene Ontology annotation, cellular component: mitochondrion. Lineage: Eukaryota; Fungi; Ascomycota; Leotiomycetes; Helotiales; Lachnaceae. The record is from RefSeq and is a predicted model, not a curated record. The transcript is spliced from 3 exons. Gene Ontology annotation, molecular function: 3'-5'-RNA exonuclease activity; nucleic acid binding.
AUGGCGCACUCACUCAGCAGCAGCCAUCCGCUGGUAUGGAUCGAUUGUGAGAUGACCGGACUCGAUCUAGACAACGACGUGAUUAUCGAGAUUUUCUGCGUCAUCACUAAUGGAAACCUGGAUGUGCUGGACGAGGAAGGCUGGGGCGCAGUGAUCCAUCAAUCGAAGGAGACAAUGGACAAGAUGGACGAAUGGUGCACCCGAACGCACCGCGACAGCGGCCUCACUGCCGCCGUACUCUCCUCAUCCACAACUGCCGAAGAAGCCUCAACGGCCCUGCUCUCCUACAUCAAGCGCUUCGUGCCGGAGCCCAAACGCGCGCUGCUCGCCGGCAACACGGUGCACGCCGAUAAGGCGUUCCUGCGCAAGGAGCCGUACAAGAAGGUGCAUGACCACUUCAGCCAUCGCAUACUAGACGUCAGUUCGCUGAAGGAGGCGGCGAAGCGCUGGUGUGAGCUGGAUGUGCUGGUCGGGGUGCCGAAGAAGCUGUUGCUGCAUCAGGCAAAGGCGGAUAUUUUGGAGAGUAUUGAGGAGGCGAGGUAUUAUAAGCAGACUAUUUUUCAACGGCCGAGAGGGAAGAAGUAG